UAUUAACGCUAUUAUCAAUUUUUAAUCUGGUUUUGGGUAAAUUUUGAAAAACUAAUUUUUUUGAUUUAUUUGAAUGACAGUUUUUUAAAUUUCACUUCAGUACAACUUUAUUUGGCAUUGGACAUUUUUCAACAUUUAAAACAAUAUCACACUGGGAAGCCUUAUUUAAAUAUGUCUCGUCGUAUUCUUCUGCUAUUGAUGGUCAUAAAGUUUUUGGGCCCUGGCGAGACAGCAAAAAGACGUUUCAAUUUCCUAAUUCACAAUGUGACCUGUUUGAAAUUUGGUGAUCUGGUUCGGAAAUUGGAAUGUAAUUUUCAAAAACUGGAAACAAAUCGUUACAGUCUCAAUAUGUCGGGGUUUUUGCAACGCCAGCUCUCCAAAGAUGCCGAAUUCCUGGGUAUGAUCCACAUAAAGCCAGCAAAACGUAUGACGCCCAUUAAAUUUGCCGAGGUUCGUUUAAAGAUCUGUGAAACGUUGACAAUGCCAGCCCUGCCCAUACCAAUUGCCAAAACAAUUUUCAAUGAAAUAAUGACAAAGAGCAAUGCACCAUUUUCAUGUCCGAUCAAGGGGACAGCAAAACGGCAUUUCAAUUUUCUAAUUCACAAUGUGACCUGCCUGAAAUUUGGUUCUCUAGUUCGGACAUUCGAAUGUAAUUUUCGAAAAUUGCAAACAAAUCGUUAUAAUGUCAAUAUUUCAGUGGUUCUGGAACGACAACUCUCCAAGGAUGCCGAGUUCCUGGGAGUGAUCCACAUAAAGCCAGCAAAACGUAUUACGCCACUUAAAUUUGCCGAGGUUCGUUUGAAGAUCUGCGAAACGCUGACAAUGCAAGCCCUACCCAUACCAAUUGCCAAGACAAUUUUCAAUGAAAUAAUGACGAAGAGCAACUUUCCAUUUACGUGUCCCAUAAAGGGGAAUGUCUCCUAUAAAAUAACAGAUCUUGAAUUAUCCUCCGAAAUGUUCCCGUCCUACACCAUAAUUGUGGAUUUCAAUUUUACUUUGAAUUUUUAUGACCUUCAAAAGAAAUUUAUUAGCGUUGCGGUGCAGGGAGCCACUGUUCCGAUUAAAGUUUGAAUUCCA
Musca domestica (house fly) is the source of this 1077-nucleotide messenger RNA. RefSeq lists its product as uncharacterized. The record is from RefSeq and is a predicted model, not a curated record. The transcript is spliced from 4 exons. The coding region runs from base 172 to 1071 and encodes 299 amino acids. Lineage: Eukaryota; Metazoa; Arthropoda; Insecta; Diptera; Muscidae.